Rhododendron vialii is the source of this 1682-nucleotide messenger RNA. RefSeq names its product U-box domain-containing protein 26-like. The coding region runs from base 244 to 1491 and encodes 415 amino acids. The record is from RefSeq and is a predicted model, not a curated record. Lineage: Eukaryota; Viridiplantae; Streptophyta; Magnoliopsida; Ericales; Ericaceae. Gene Ontology annotation, molecular function: ubiquitin protein ligase activity. Gene Ontology annotation, biological process: protein ubiquitination. The transcript has a single exon.
AAAUUUGGACACACACGUGUGGGGGAUAAUCGUCAGAAAAGAGUCCUACGGCCCCUGCGCUGUCUGUGUUCCCCCAUUUCUCAGUUUCGUAUAAGAGACAUCAAAGCGGACCAAAUUGGAAGAGAAUUUGCAGAGCCCUCAGAUAUUGUACUGCUAGUAUUCUAGUGCCUCACCCAUACCACAAACUCACACAGAGAUAUAUAUAUACCCACACUCACAAAUAUAAGAGAGAGAGAGAGAGACAUGCCUGGAAGCUUGGAGCCCUUGGACGUGGGGGUUCAGAUCCCGUACCACUUCAGGUGUCCGAUCUCGCUCGAGCUGAUGCGGGACCCAGUCACCGUCAGCACCGGCCAGACGUACGACCGGCACAGCAUCGAGUCCUGGGUGGCCACCGGAAACACCACGUGCCCGGUCACCCGGGUCCCGCUCACCGACUUCACCCUCAUCCCCAACCACACCCUCCGCCGGCUCAUCCAGGAGUGGUGCGUCGCGAACCGGUCUUUCGGCGUCGAGCGCAUCCCCACCCCGAAACAGCCCGCCGACCCGGCAACGGUCCGGACGCUCCUUCACCAGGCCGGUUCGGAGUCCACUCCGAUUCAAUUGCGUAUCUCCGCGCUUCGACGGCUCAGAGGCCUCGCUCGUGACUCCGAAAAAAACCGGUCCGUCAUCUCCGCGCAUAAUCCACGUGAACUCCUGCUUUCUGUUCUGUUUUCCAAUACAAAUCUCGACUCGACCGAGUUGAAUCACGAGGCACUCGCGAUUCUGUGCUUGUUUCCGCUAACCGAAUCGGAGUGCGUUUUCGUUGGCUCCGAUUCGGACCGAGUCAACUAUCUCGUGUCUCUCCUGUUUCAUUCCUUGAUGGAAGUCCGAGUCAACUCGGCCGCACUGAUCGAAAUCGUCGUGACCGGAACCAGAUCGACUGAGCUCCGAUCGGAAAUCUGUAAUGCCGAAGGAAUCUACGAAGGAAUCAUCGGCGUUUUCAACUGCCCAAUCGCGUAUCCGCGCGCGUUGAAGGUCGGAAUCAAGGCGCUGUUCGCUCUAUGCCUGGUGAAGCAGCACCGCCACAGGGCGGUGGCUGCGGGGGCGGUGGAGGCGCUGAUCGACAAGCUGGCGGAUUUCGAGAAGUGCGACACGGAGAGAGCGCUGGCCACGGUGGAGCUCCUCUGCCGGAUCCCGACGGGGUGCGCGGCGUUCGCGGGACACGCGCUGACGGUUCCGCUGCUGGUAAAGAUCAUACUGAAGGUGUCGGACCGGGCGACGGAGUACGCGGCCGGGGCGCUGCUGUCGCUGUGCUCGGCGGCGGAGGGGUGCCAGAGGGAGGCGGUGGCGGCGGGCGUGUUGACCCAGUUGCUUCUGCUGGUCCAGAGCGAGUGCACGGAGAGAGCCAAGCGGAAGGCGCAGAUGUUGUUGAAACUGCUCCGGGAUUCGUGGCCGGAGGAUUCUGUUGGAAAUUCUGACGAUUUUGCUUGCAGCGACGUCGUUCCGUAUUGAGUGUUUUUUUUUUUUGGAGUCCCCAAACUUCUUUGUUUUCGUAUUUUCAAAAUUAAGGGAAAGGAAAAUAUGGAAAAAAUGAGGUACUGGAUUGGUACAUAGAGAAAUGUAUUCGUGUAUGUAUUUUCGUAUGUACGAAAUUUUGUCAAAGAUUAUUUAAAAAAAAAAUUAAAGUAACUAAUUUUCUGUUA